Manihot esculenta (cassava) is the source of this 3669-nucleotide messenger RNA. RefSeq lists its product as uncharacterized. Bases 416 to 3166 code for a protein of 916 amino acids. Gene Ontology annotation, cellular component: Ino80 complex. The transcript is spliced from 13 exons. The record is from RefSeq and is a predicted model, not a curated record. Lineage: Eukaryota; Viridiplantae; Streptophyta; Magnoliopsida; Malpighiales; Euphorbiaceae.
UUGGUAGGCAUAGCGAUAGGCUAAAGACUUGGGUGCAAAGAGUGGAGCCGAGCCGCGCCCGAGCGCGCGAAUGAACGAUUCAAUGUUCACCAUAACCGUUCCGAGAAACCUCACUCAUCUGAUCUUUCUCUAGUCUCUCUUGUGGACCUGUGGUGCGUGUGCCUCUCUCUCUCUCAAUACAUAGCCACUAGCCAAUCUGAUUAUACGAAACCGAAUAAUCCUAUAUCUCUUUCUCUCUACCUAGUUCGCUUGCCUGCUGUUAUUUGUGCUUUAAUAUUCUGAGCCUUCCCGGCGGCUGAUUGACUAGGGCUCUCGAGACCACGGGCAUUCUGUCUUUCAUGGUUAGCAUAUGGAUUAAUGCCGAUCAGUAUCUUGGUAUAAUCUUCUGCUGAAGACUUGUUUACAUCUUCAACCAAUGGCUGCUGAUCACCGAAGAAAAAGGCUUAAUGGUGCCAGCACUGCUGGUUGCAGUUCUUGGGAGAAAUACAAAACCAAAAAGAAAAAAUUGGAAUCACCAAAAAAUGAGUUAAAUAUAAAAUCUCAUAUUUCUUUGGAGUGGGAUGGAAAACGGAAAGAGGUUGUUGCCAAAAGGGAACAAAUUGGCCUAAGUAAGACAGAUUUGAGGGCAUUUAUUGAUUCUGCUCCUCAGCAUCACAAAAUCUUAGCAGAUGUCACCUUUAUUCCUCAAGAAAUUUUUGUGGUUGAAAAUUUGAAUGAGUUUCUUUCAUACGAGGUAUGGCAGACCCAUUUAUCAGAAAAGGAGAGAGAAUACCUUAUGCAGUUUCUACCGAAAGGGUCUGAUGCAGAAGAUGUUGUGCAAGCAUUGCUUGCUGGGGACAACUUUCAUUUUGGAAAUCCUUUUCUUAAAUGGGGUGCUUCACUUUGUUCAGGAAAUCUUCACCCUGAUGCUGUUAUUCAUCAGGAGAAGUGCCUAAGGGCUGAUAAGAAAGCAUACUACUCUGAGAUACAGAAGUACCACAAUGACAUGAUAAAAUAUUUGCAGAAGCUGAAGGAGACUUGGGAAAGCAGUAAGGAUCCUGAAAAUAGGUCAAACAGGGAUCCAGACAGACAAAUUUCAUCAAAUGCAAAUGAAUCAAGAUUUCAUGACCUGGAGCAUGAUGCUGUGGCUACAUCUGAAUCUUGCUCGUUGGUUGCAGAGGAGAAAGCAUGUAGCAGUGACAAUCAAAACUCUUCAAUAAUGAAGGGUGAGGAACUUGAAAGAAGGAUUCAUGAAAGAAGCCUCAUAAGGGAUAAAAGUAAAAAGCCAUUGGUUGCUUCAGAUGAUGCUAAGUCCAGAAAAGGAGAGCGGCUACACAAGCAUAAUAUCUACCACACAGAUGGUGUCAAGUAUAUGUCAUAUUUAAAGAUAAGCAAGAAGCAGCAUCAACUUGUUAAGAGUAUGAAGCAAUCUGGUAAAAGCAUUCAGUCUAAGUCUCUUAACCGCGUGUUAGGUAACCUUGAUAUGCUGCAUGUGCAACCAUAUGAAGAAUUUGUGAAGGAGGAACAGAUGAAGUUGCAUGAGCAUUGGUUAAAACUAGCAAAUAAGGAUCUUCCUACAGCAUAUGAAAAUUGGAGACAGAGACAGUCACAGCGAUAUGAAAUGGCCAAAUCUUUGGGGCAAGACAUUAAAGGAAAACUGGAAUAUUCAAUGGAGGAGCAGGAGAGAGUGAACCAUGAGAUUUUUCAUCAGGAUCGAAAUGAUAAAGAAGCAAAAAGACAUGAAUCCAGAUUGGAGGAUGAGGAGGAAUUGAACCACAAGACUGUUUUUGAGGAUGAUAGUGAUCAAGAAGCAAGAGAAGAUGAAUCUGAUUUGGAGGAUGAGGAGGAACUAAAUGAUGAAGCUGUUCUCAACUGUCAGGAUGAUGAAGGGGCAAGAGAACAUGAAGCAGUUGUGGAGAAUGACGAGGAGAGCCCUGACAGAGUUCCGCUUGAGGAUCAGAAUGGAAUAAGAAACCAAGAGUCUUAUGUGGAAGAUAAUGAACAUUCCUGUUCCGACUCUCCACAGUAUCAGUCCCCACAGCAGAUUUGUUCCCUCAACAGUGGCCAUAAUCUGAGCCCUGUAGAUAUAGAUUCAGACCGUAAUCAUGCUGCAUUCAAAUCAGACGAUGCUUCUCCAUAUGCAUCCGAGUACUCCGGUAAUGCAAACACUGCGGAUGCUUCCAUUAGCCAAGGGGUUCCAAUCUCUUCCAGUGGAGAUGGUUGGCCAUCAGUUAGCAUGUCACGCUCCUUUUAUGAUUCAACUGUAAAUCAUGGAUACACAUCCGCUAGCGAGUUGUUGCUCCCACAUUCAGUUAAUGAAGCCCAAAGGCCCCAGUUGAUUGAUUUGAAAUCUGAUUUGCAUGAAGAUGACACCAGUAAAGAUUUGUUGCAUAGACGAUCUGAUGGUUCCUUCAGUUCUUACCCAAACCAUGAUCCAAGUGGCUUACUUCAAUCUCUGUUCAAGGGACAGGAAAUGUUACCCUACCAUCGUGAACAAAAACAAAUGGGACUAGAUUUCCAAUCACCGAACAAUGUUUUGAUUGAAGAUGUUCAUCUUGCUGGGCAUAUCCAAAGGAAGCUUCAUUCCUCACUCCCAUUGGAGCAGGGGCUAAAGAGACGGGGUGACAGUUACAUGCCACAAUCUAUGUCAGAGGAAAUGUACUCCGAGGGAAGUGCAUUCUUAAUUCCAAGACAAGGACAUGUACCACCAGUCACUCUACAAGACUGGCAUGUUAAUCCUGUUCGCACGGCAGCGCGGCUGCAAUCUAACUUGAAUAAUAACGAUUUAUUGUUAACUCAGAACUGGUAUUCUGGGGAGCAUCAAGUUCGUGGUGGCUGGAAUAGCAGAGAUGGUGCAAGUGUCGCCGGCCAGAGCAUUGGAAAUAAUGCAGAUCAGAGCUUAUUUAGCGUUCUAUCUCAGUGUAAUCAAUUGCAUUCGACUAACCAUUUUGAUUCAAUGGGGCCAACUGAGCAGUUCAUGUUGCCAAGGAACUAUGAGCUGACAAGUGGUAUUGCUCCUAGGAUCAGUAAUUCUUUACCGCAAACAGCCCAUCCGCUGGAUUACUUGAGUGGACGCGAAGCGCCUAAUUCCCUGAGGCCUGAUGAAAUGGGAUGGAUGACUUUGCCUCAGAGUUCAGGCGGAAACGAUAUGGUGGGGAAAACAUACCUGAGGUCAUGGCAUCAGUAAGAGACAUUUUCCGCCCUUUUUGGUGAGUUGAAAUUUAUAAUCUGUGUUGGAAGAUGUAUGGCAGCAAAUGUCAAAUACAACAUGCAUGUCACAAGAUUUGAUGACUUGUUACCCAUCAGAGAAGUAGACUUCGGAGAUAACAGCAGAUUGCAGCAGUUCGUCACAGAAAUAGGAUUUUGUACAUAGCUUAUACAAGAGCCAACUGAAAUCCCAUGUAUAUAUAAAUAUGCAGCAGAUGUUAGAUGGGCAGCGCAGGUGCAGGCAAAGAUGAGGGAAGGAUGAAAAAGAUUCUGAUAUCUAUAUUUGGCAUAUUACAUUUUUGUUUUCAGUGACAUUUUCUUUUCCAAUUUUCCCUUUAUUUACUGAAAAAUUAUCUUCUAAUAAUCUUUGGGGGCCAUAUGUAGCUGGAGCCUUGAGGUUCUCCCUUUCUCUCUGUCUCUCCAUUUCUUACCUUUUGAAUUUUAAUAAAGUGGGAAGAGAAAACACUUGAGAUUAAAAUCUUA